This is a messenger RNA of Haplochromis burtoni (Burton's mouthbrooder), 711 nucleotides long. It is a transcript of the gene trappc2, whose product is annotated as trafficking protein particle complex subunit 2. The coding region runs from base 160 to 582 and encodes 140 amino acids. Gene Ontology annotation, cellular component: cytoplasm; nucleus; TRAPP complex. The transcript has 5 exons. Lineage: Eukaryota; Metazoa; Chordata; Actinopteri; Cichliformes; Cichlidae. The record is from RefSeq and is a predicted model, not a curated record. Gene Ontology annotation, biological process: endoplasmic reticulum to Golgi vesicle-mediated transport.
AGUGCAUUAGAAAAUAAUUAUCAUUUAAAAGAUUUAGUACAAAAAAGUUUCGCUACUUUAUUAUGUCAUCAUUUUGCGACUGCUGUUCUUGCGAUCCAGGAAACGCAACUAACAGGGAUUAAUUUCAGAUCAGUUUAUCUUUGCUGAGAGGAGAAGACGAUGUCUGGAAGCUUUUACUUUGUCAUGGUUGGUCAUCAUGACAAUCCUGUGUUUGAGAUGGAGUUCCUGCCAGCUGGGAAGCCCGAAUCAAAGGAUGAUCAUCGUCACCUAAACCAGUUCAUUGCACAUGCAGCCCUGGAUUUGGUGGAUGAAAAUAUGUGGCUGUCCAACAAUAUGUACUUGAAAACUGUGGACAAAUUCAACGAGUGGUUUGUUUCUGCAUUUGUCACUGCAGGACAUAUAAGAUUCAUCAUGCUGCACGACAUGCGACAAGAAGAUGGAAUCAAAAACUUUUUUAACGACGUCUAUGAUUUAUACAUCAAGUUUGCAAUGAAUCCAUUCUAUGAAAUCAACGCGCCCAUCCGCUCAACUGCUUUUGAGAGGAAAGUCCAGUUCCUUGGGAAGAAGCAUCUCCUGAGUUAAUCACUUCACACAAAAAUUUCAAUAGUGUCUUUAUGUUGUAUAUAGUUAAUACAGUUGUUUCUGUUCUUUAAAAAUCUUCAAUGUGUUCAGAACAAAAGUGGAUUUGUAUAAACAGUGUUUUGCAUUGUG